This is a messenger RNA of Anopheles cruzii, 1840 nucleotides long. RefSeq names its product UPF0430 protein CG31712 (gene Arglu1). Bases 78 to 839 code for a protein of 253 amino acids. The record is from RefSeq and is a predicted model, not a curated record. Gene Ontology annotation, molecular function: cadherin binding. NCBI's taxonomy places the organism in Eukaryota, Metazoa, Arthropoda, Insecta, Diptera, Culicidae. The transcript has 5 exons. Gene Ontology annotation, cellular component: nucleoplasm; mitochondrion.
CUCGUUUUAAGAUUUUCACACGCGAAAAUCACGCAACAGAAACCCUUAAAUUCCUGUGUUGUGUUGUUCUUCCGACCAUGGGCCGCUCACGAUCUCGUAGUCGGUCGCCCAAAAAGCACAAGAGCAAACACCGCAAGCGGAGCAAAUCUCGAUCGUCCUCCCACAGCAAACACGACCACCAUCACCGCAGCAGCUACGAUAAAUACCGAGAGCGCAGCUCCAAGUCCAGAAAACGAUCGAUUUCGGAAUCGUCCGACAGUAGCAGCGAUGUGUCAAACAGUGCUUCCCGGCACCAUCACAAAAAGAGCUCCCGCAGCCGGAAGCUGACCGAGGUGGAGCGGUUGGCGGAAAUGGAGCGUCAGAGGAGACAGAAGGAAGCAGAGCAAAAGAUGAUCGAAGAAGAGGCAGCGAAACGGAUCGAGCUGCUGGUAAAGAAGCGCGUUGAGGAAGAGCUAGAAAAGCGCAAGGAUGAGAUAGAGCUGGAGGUGCAGCGGCGCGUGGAGGCCGCCAAGAAGCAGAUGGAGCAGGAAAUGAUGCUCGAGCUGGAAAAGCGAAGGGAGCAGGCACGGGAAGAGGAACGGCGUCGAGAGGAGGAAGAGCUUAAAAAGCGCCAGGAACUUGAGAAUAUUAUCGCGGAAAAUAAUCGCAAAAUCGAGGAAGCUCAACGAAAGCUGGCCGAAGAUCGUCUGGCGAUUAUCGAAGAGCAAAGAAAGAUGGACGAAGAGCGUCAAAAGAUGCGCAAAGAGCAAGAGAAGCGCAACAGAGAUGAACAAAAGAUGAUUCUCGGCAAGAACAAUUCGCGACCGAAACUGUCGUUCUCUCUUAAACCGGGCGUCUAGUGAAUCGGUGAUGCUCUCUUCCCGACACCCUUUAUCCUCUUCCCAGUUCCGGGUUUUUCUUCUUCCGUUGGUGUCAUUCGAUGUACGUUGUAGGCAAACGAUGGUAGAAGAAGUUUUAGGAAUCUUUAACAACAAUGCUCAUUCAGUAAGGGUCGGUACUGCGACGGAAAGCAUUUUUCAGUGUGAUUAUGGCAUUAAAUGGGACAAAUCCACUCGUACCCCUAAUGAGGUACGAUUCGAUUUCGACCGCAUACGGUUUCCCUCAUUUUCCCUGUAAAGUCACAUCGAAAUCGGUUUUAGUACUAGAUCGAUCUUGUUUGGCUCUAGAUGUAAGAAACGUGCCCGUGCUUGUUGCACCAUCGCCAGAUAGUGAGGGUGCCGGCACCGAGCUGAUCGGACACAUAGAUCGCGUAUCGCGAUCUACGGUUUCUUCCAUUUCUUAAAUCGGUUGUGAUACGAUCGAUACCGAUCUCUCCAUCUUGGGUAACUGCUUGGAGAUGUCCUCUCUUCCUUGACGUCGUGUGUUACUUCUUGUAGAAGUUGUUUUUAACAUUAUUUUCAACAUAAUGGCGCUUGCUGCUCUGCUGCGAUUCUUCUACUCACAGACCUUGCAGACACACGCACAUUUAACCUUUUUUUGUUUUCUUUUAUAUGUGGUUUGGAUGCUUGCUUACCACUUCUGUAUAAUAGGGCUUGUAUUCGAUUUGCUUUCGAAGAUCCUUCAAAACUAGCGUUCUAUGUUAUCUAUGUUAUCAGCAUAACGAAACAAUCGUGAAGCAACUAAACCGAGGGUUCAAAAAGCAAUAUUUAUCCAUCGUUAUUCCAUUGCCAAGUCCGACAAUGCCAGUGUAACCCAAAUGUAGUUCUCCGUCUGGAGGACGUAGUAGUGCGAUUCAAGGCGCAUUGCGAGGUUUGAGGACGAUCGUAACUCGCACAGCUCGGACGUGUCCUGGGAAUCACGAAAGAUAAUACAUUAUGAAAUAAAUUUCGGCGAAAGAUUU